GUCCUCAAGCAAGUCAAGCUGUGAUAUUUGUGACUUUGUUGGUAACUUUUUAGUGAUUGAUCUCUAGUCUGCUUAUGAAAGAAUUGUCCUCGUGAGGCCUAAAAUCCAACUGGACGAGGCAGCAAACGAACAGAAUGAUGUCUCGACCAAAACGACCCGUUAACGGCCGUAUUUCUGUUCACACUCACGAUAUUGUGGACGAGCUAUUGGACGACAAUGGCAAACAUGAACUCUCCAAGGUGAUGACGAAGUAAUUUUUCAAUAUUUAAGUACAUUAUCUACGUAUAUCUGAUAAAAGUUAAAGCAACCCUUUUUCAAUCUGUUAAACCUCAAUACUGUGUGACUUCUUAUGGUUAACUUCAUUGCAGGAUAAUCACAGACGAGCUUUAUCGGCGUCGUCAGUCGAGAGACUAAAACCUUUUGGAACGUACUCGGAAGUAAGAGCUUCCAGUGCCAAGUCAGCCUGUCCUUCGGACCAUUCUUUCAGAAUUCAGACCUGGUUGAAUGAAAAAUCCGUUCGAAAUAUUCAGGUAGUCUUAUCAUUGAGUCCAGCCCAUGUAAUCGUUAUCAGUUAAGUUAUAAAUACACCGGAAUUAAAAGUAACUUGUGUCCCUAUAACCCUCAUUGAAACACUCGAUCCAAAAGUAAACCUUAAGUUUAGCCCUAAAAUAUUGCCCCAUUUCAUUUCAAAUUGAAGGGCUUUUAAAAAAAAUAAUAAAAAAAAGGGGAUGGAGAAGUUUGUUCAGAGAAUAAUUAACUUCGAAAGAAUUUCUCGUAUUUGUAUUAUUGACUCAGACAAAAGCUCAUCUCAGCAUGAGUGCCGAAAUACACAGAGGCCUUCAAACCGCGCAAAUCAACAAAGCGGAUACUAAAGGAACUCUCCAGUAUUUUAAAUUUUAAUCUUGAUGAAUCGGUUAUCCUCCCUCUGUAGGAAAGGACCGACUUUGAGUCACGAGCCACUAAAAAUAUGUACACGACGCUCCUUGAUAACGAGAAUACUUUUGUAAAGGUAAGUCUGUAAGUGAGUAAGUAGCAAUUUCCGUCCCGUUAGAUAAUCCUGGUAUUAAGUUAGGGCUUUAGUAGUUGUGCAGAGAGUGACAACUAAGAACGGUAAUUAUUUAUUUUUAAGGUGUUAAUUAGCAUACCUUAAUUAAAAGGUGGUGUUGGUUGACAUUAGGAACGUUAUUAUGCUCAACUAACGGUCACGGGAAGAGUGCUUUUUUUUUUUGCCGCAAAACGCUAGAGAUAUACCAGCAUAAAAUAUGGAUGCACACUUAGGAAGUGUCGAGAAACUUAGUGACCUGAUCAAAAUAAUUAUAUUUUUCUUGAUUGCUCAAACUAAGUUCUUUAUCAACAACAUAUUGACAAACCUAACUACUGCAUAUAGACGCUUGCCUCUACAAUUUUGUUCUCUUUGAGUUGCCCUACUGAAGCAAAGAACUCACACAGGUGAAGUCUGUUUGCAAAUUGUCACAACUUAACCUAUAGUGUAACCACCACCCUUAAAGAAGUAGUGAAACCAUGAUUGUUUUAACUCAUAUCUAAACAAAUUACUUGAUCCUGAUUGGCUCGUACUCAAUUAUGCAAAACUUGCGAGUAAUUAAAAUCAUCAACCACUCUGGCUGCUUUCAAUCCUAUCCUUUGUUCAAUCCUUUCCCUCUCCCCCUGUUCCCAUUCCUACACAUUGGGGUCGUGGCUGUCAAACAACUCUUUGGGCCAUCUUAAAAUUGACUCAUGCAUUAGCUCAUUUACUUUUUGCUUUCAACAGGAUGUUGACAGUUUUAUUGACCACAAAGAAGCCCUUGACAGAAGAAAGAAACAAAUGCUCUUCAAGAAAUGGAGUGAGCGAGUGUACAGUCCUGUCAAGGUAAGUAAAAUACAUAUUAUUUAAAAGCUGAUGCUCAAGCUUUAUCAUUUGCAGCCCAUUGUAAAUAUUGCAUUUGAAUGGUUAAGAGAGCAAGUACAAGAUGCAUUUAAGCACAAAACUAAUAACUGGUGAUGAUAGCAUAACCAUGAAACAACCUGUGGAGGUGUGUAUGAGGUCAAACUCAAAGCCUUGUUGAGCUGAUUUACACAGUUUGACUUUUGCCCAAGAACACUGGGUGUUAAAUAGAUGAGAAACCACAGAAUUCUCUGGCAACUGUGCAAUUCUCUGGUGAUGGUGCAAGGUUCUCCAGCUACAUUUUGAUGGACUGAGCUACAUUAUUUCUAACUCAGUUGUUAAGUGAAAACAAACAAUGUAGCUGCCUGGAAAACCAACAUCAGAUCAUAACUACAGUAAAUACCAUCUGACAAAAGUUGUAUUGCCCCAUUAAAGUUUUGAUUUUGAUUUUGACUGUUAUGUCACAAUUAAAUAAUCAAUUAAAAUAUUUUGUCAGGAAAAAAUAGAUGAAGAAAUGAAUGGCCCAAACUACAGACACUUGGAUAGAAGAAAAAGGAAUAUUUACAAGAAAUAUCUCGAUUAUAGUAACAAAAAGGUGAGAAUAUACAUAUAUGUGUGUGUGUCCCUAUAUAUAUAUAUAAAAAAAAAAUCGACCUGCAGACUUCCUAUAUAUAUAUAUAUAACUGUUUAUUUUCAAUGAUUUUUUUUAAAGGAAAAUUAGACUUUGUAGAGCUAAGAAAGAAUAGCUAAAAUAGUGUAAGACAGGAUUGCUACCUGCAGUCUCUCCAAACUUAAGAUAAAUAAAACACAUUAAUUCCAAAAAUUGGUAUCAUGAAAAAAAUGAGCUUGGUUUUUCUAUUGUAAUUAUGUUAUUGAAGGGUCAAUCGAAUAGAAACAUAUGAAUAUGUUUUGAGCAAUGUGUAUCAGAUGUAUAGGGUAACAAAAGAGAGCGAUUUUAUUAAGAAUAUACUACACAAAACUAAUCUCCUGCAGCUCUGACAAUUAUAGAAACACUCAGAUCUCUGUUUUGGUAAAUUAUGAAAUACACUAGAAUUGAGUAAAUUUCCUGAGCACACAUGUAAAUGUCAUUACCAUCACUAACAGUUUGAUAUUGAUUCCUUUUUACUCAGGGUGUAGUAUUCCUAGAUGUGAUGUCUCCUGAGGAAUACAAUCCACUAGUUCUUAAUGCCAACCGGCCUGCACCACUUAAGGUGAGAACCUUUCUGACAACAGAGAAAACAACGAUGCUCAAUUGGCCUUUGUAGACAAGCCAAGCUCUUUCAAAGAGUCUGACCACUCACAUUUGAACAUUUCCUAUUGUUUGAUGGUUCAAAGUGAGACACUCUACCACCCAGUACCUGUUCUUGUAUUUCAUUUUGAGCACUCAUCUUUUCAUACCUAAAAGGAAAAGAUUCAGAAAUUAUAAAAAAUUAAUGCACCUUGUUGUCUUGGGUUAAACACACAAGUAACCAGUAACCCAGUAAUUAACACAGUAGCUUUAAAAUUUCAUCAAAUUGUUGAGAAGUAUACACAUUGUUUCAUGAAGUGAUGCAGAGUAACACAAACAGACCUCAAUUUAGACAUUAAUACUGCAAUGUACAAUUUGUAUUACCUACAAUAAACACAGGUCUAAUCAACUAACAGUCUGUACUAUUUUGUAAAUCCAAAUCAUUUCGAUAAGUUACUGUUGGCAACAGUUAAAGUAUCUUAAGUGGUUAAUGAAGGCUCUUAUAAUAACUGAUAUUUGAUGGAUGUUUUCAGGCAAUAACACAGAAACUAGAUGACCCUCUAUUAUCUCAAGGAACAACAAGAUUGGAGGAAGACCGCACAAUGGUGAGGUGCAUCACAGGAGAUACAAUGAGUGACAAACAACUAGAAGAGAUCCACCUCCCUUCAGCCCCACUGGUGCCUCUGGGUCGGCAUGGCACUGAGUGUAACACUUGGCUAAGAAUGCAAUUACAUGAUAUCGACAGUGGUGUUAGGAGAAGAAGCGGGUCAGUCUUUACUACUGCACUAAUUCACAAGAUGACAUGAUCUCCCCAAAAUUGAUAUACAACAAAUUUUAGCCAGUUUGAUAACACCAUUCAGAGGGCAGAAUUGAAAAAAAAGGUUCUGAAAUUUUCACUUCUAUAUGAAAAAUUGAAAUAACUUGUUCCUUCACCAAUGGUGUUUACAUAACUAUGGUGUUGUUUUAAAAGUCAAAUUCAAACCAUUUGUGUUUUAGUACUUUCACAUCAUAGCUGGUGGGUUGUGGGAGUGCAACUAUGAAUUGAGAAAACUGUAUGCUUCUUUUAGUUGCAUUUACUGGUGGACUGUUGGUUAAUAAAGAAUAUAAAACACUGUGACAGCAAAGCUGAGUAAAAGAGUGUCACUCUUUUUACUCAGUGUUUCCUCAUACUCAAAAAAUUUUUAAGUGACAAAAUUUUACAAAAUAAGAGGCUUUGAAUGGUCUGUUUGUUUUCAUUAAAUGCAUGGCCUUGGUUUAAAUGUAAUGUAGAAUAGGUCAUCUCUGAACUUAAAAUUAGCAUCUUGUAGAUUGUUUGAAAAGCCAAAUUUUUAAACCUUAAAAUUGUUUCUGCUUCUUAUUCUCACCUAGGCUUCGUAUGAAAGGAAUCUACAAUGACUCAGACAUUGACCAUGAAGAGUGGAGUAAGCUAGAAAGGAAUCCUGAAACUAUUGAUGUUGAAUUAAGAUCCCAGAAGAGACGGCUGUUUAGAGAAAAACACGCCACAACACUUCAGUUUGACUGGCCUGAGCUGCCGUCCAUCAGUAAAAAUACCACAUACCAUCCACGCAUACCCAAUGUCUUGCCGCUGGGCACUAGUUUUGAAUAUUAUCCAGAGCUUAGUGCAUCAUAUUAACAACACUAUAGAAGCAAAUUUAGUGAAAGGGGAGGGGGUCAAUGUUUCUCAAAAAUGUCUACAUAAAAUCAUAAAUAUUUGAAAACAAUUUUUCAACUCCACAAUGUUUUCAUGGAAACAUAUUUUUUGAUUUUUUAACGGUAAAAACAUUUUGUAAUGGAGUACAGUCAAGUCUAGUAUUAAAAGAUUUUUUCCAUGCUAUGGACACUGUAAAUCACAUUUCUGAUUUCUGAAAUAUCACGCCUAAAGUAUUUACAAUGUAAAUAAAUAAAUAAACAUAUUCUGAUUAUAAUCUUUUGCAGCUGCCUACUUAAUAUGAAAGUUUUAGAAAUAAAAACCACAGGAGAGCAGAUUUAAUUAAGUUAACUUGUUUCGGGCUGCCCCCCCCAACACUUUUUACUCUCGAGGUAAUUAAAUUCAACCAUUU
Pocillopora meandrina is the source of this 5170-nucleotide messenger RNA. The record is from the annotation of a GenBank genome assembly. Lineage: Eukaryota; Metazoa; Cnidaria; Anthozoa; Scleractinia; Pocilloporidae.